AUGCCCGCUCGCAAGUCCCGUCCUUCUCUCACGUUCUCGACCGACCCCGCUGAUCCUCCAGUCUCCCCACCGCAUGCUUCCGCGUCCUCAAGGAUCUCUCCUCGGCCCAAACCUGCCAAGCUCAAAUCCAACUCCAAUCCCUUCGCCCCGCUCUCCCCGGACCUGCCCGAGAACUCGCUUACUGCCGUUGCGCAGAGCCUGACACCGUCGAAACCGACCAAGAGCGGGCAGUUGCGGUAUUAUCCCCGGGAGAAGCUAUUGGGCAUUGCGAAGAAGUGCGAAAAGAGGGGAUGGGAGAGGCCAAAGGACCUGGUACCGCUCGAGACGUGGUUUGGGAAGGUAACAGAGACGAAGAGUGCUCAUCUGGCGGAUCCAGCUAUCGCAGCUAUUGGACAUGGAGGGGCGUCGUCGCGGCGAGCAGGAGCUGGAGGUGGAGGCGGUGGUGCGGGGGCCGCGGGUGGGUUUGGGGAGGGAUUCGGCUUCGGCGGUGGGAUAGGCGGAGGAAGAGGGAUAGGAAGAGGCGGAGGGAGGAAUAUUGGUCUGCGCCGGCAGAACGACUCUACACCAUCAGGCGAGAUGACAAUCCAGCAGCAAAUGAACAAGUUGGUUGCCAAGGUGGGCGGACAACUGCCGCAGAAUGAUCAUCGGGAGAAUAUGAAUCACAGGGAUGGGCGGGAUGGACGGGAUAACCGGGAGAUGAGAGAUGGUCGGGACAAUAGAGGAGAUCGAGGGGGUCAGCGAAAUCUACCGCGGAACGAUCAUCACCAGAAUAACAACAACAACCACAAUCGAGGCGAGUGGAGGCGAGACAACUACAACCCCGCCCCGCGGCAGCACCACGAAGACGAGUCCGAGCCCGCAUGGAUGGACGAUGCGGCUCUCGAAGACCCCGCUGUGGUACAGCACGACCCACUUAUCCACUUUGUCCCCGGCGAGGACAUGAUCGCGAAGCACAAGGCGCAGAUGAAGGAGAGGGAUUUGGGUCAGCGCUGGCGCUUUGAUCCGGCCGCACCACCUGCUCCGCCUGUCGAAGUCAAGCCGAAAGUCUUCAACAAUGCCGAUUACCUCCGUCCGAACAAGGUCAUACAGGAGGCGCCAGAGGCGGUUGAGGUGGCCCAGCCUGAACCAAGUACGGCGUUCGCGAGUCGGUUCCAGCGGUUCUUUGCGGCGGAUCAGGCCGCGGCGGCUGCGAGUGCGGCUGUAGCAGUACCAGCCCCGCCUCCAUCUGCGCCACCACCCAAGGCGGACGAUCACGCUUCACGCCUGAUGGGCUUGUUAUCACUAUCUGACCAAGGUUCUCGCGAACCCCCUCAUCCCUCCCAAAUGCCUCACCACACCCAACCCCCUCAUAUGGCCCACCCGAUGGUCUCUCCACCUCCCUUCCUUCCCCCUCCCCAAAUGCAGCAUUUCGACCACAACAACCCCCACGCCCUCCUCCAACAGCUCUACAACCCCGGCCCUCCCCGCCCGCACCAGCAGCAGCAGCCACCACAGCACCAACACAACCAGCUCCCACCGCACAUGAUGAUGCCCCCUCCUCCGCCCCAGCAGCAGCAGCAGCAGCAGCAAGGUCCGCCUCCGGGUUUCGGGAUGGGUAUGGGUCCAGGCCCGAACAUGGGUCCAUAUGGCCGUCCGCCCAUGCCGCCGGGUUACUAUCCUGGUCCGCCCGGUUUCCAGUCGCAGCAGCAACAUCACAUGCCCGGUCCCCCUCCCCAGCACGUAUUGGGUCCUGGUCCCGGCCCCAUGGGCCCACCAGGCCUGGGGUACGGCCAUCGCCCUCCCCCAGGUGAUCGACAGCAGGAGAUUCUGAAUACGCUAUUUGCGGGUCUAGGUCCUGGAUCAGGGAGAGGCUAG
Molecule: messenger RNA, 1854 nt
Organism: Dioszegia hungarica
Lineage: Eukaryota; Fungi; Basidiomycota; Tremellomycetes; Tremellales; Bulleribasidiaceae
Exons: 5
Coding region: 1-1854 (617 amino acids)
Source: RefSeq, a predicted model, not a curated record